GAGUUGGUGUUGAUGACAUGUUCAUCCUGAUUGCUGCUUGGGAACAAAGUUCAAGAAGAAAAGAGAAAUCCGAUGUUAGGUCUCGGUUGGCCGAGACUUAUGCAGAAGCAGCACUUUCUGUGACCAUCACCACUCUCACUGAUGUUUUGGCCUUCUUCAUUGGCACCUGGACUGCUUUUCCAUCCGUGAGAUCAUUUUGCCUCUAUACAGGCACAGCUUUUGUCUUCUGCUAUAUAUAUAUCCUGACCUUCUUUGGGGGAAUUAUUGUAUUGAAUCAUAGAAGGGAGCAAGGAAACCGACACUGGCUAACGUGUAUGCCUGUGCAGGUAGGUAAAGGUCAGGCUGAGAAGUCCUGCUUGUACAAUGCUUGCUGUAUCUGCAGCUGUUCUGGGGAGUCAUCUUCGUCAGAAAGUGAACAUCCAAUGAGCACAUUCUUUAAAAAGUAUUAUGGUCCUUUCUUCACAAAUACGUGGAUCAAGCUACUUGUGGUGUUGCUGUAUGGAGCAUAUUUGGGUGUAAGUAUUUAUGGAUGUACUCAAGUCAGGGAAGGCAUCGAUCUUCGAAAUCUGGCCAGUGAUGACUCUUAUGUUAUUCCAUUCUAUGAUGACAACAACAAAUACUUCUCAACGUAUGGAUUCAGGAUCAUGGUUGUCGUUACUGAAAGCGUAGAUUACUGGAAUGAGACUGUUCGUCUUGGCAUUGAGAACUGCACACAGAAUUUAGAGGCCAUUUCCUAUGUCGAUAAGAACUUCUCGGAGUCAUGGCUAAGAGUAUACACAAAUCUUGCUGAAAGUGGUUUGAUAAAUAUAAGCAAUAAGACUCUUUUCAUUAAUAACUUACCUGUGCUGUUCGAAAUUGUUCCCAGUUUUGAGUGGGACAUUAACAAGACCCAGGAUAAAAUAGAAGCUUCGCGUUUCUUCAUCCAGACGGUGAACGUGACCUCAUCCAUUGAUGAGAAGAAUCUUCUCAAUCAGUUAAGAGAGACAGCCAAGCAGUGCAGUAUCCCAUUAAUGGUGUAUCACCCAGCAUUCAUCUACUACGAUCAGUUCCUGGUAAUAGUGCAGAACACCGUUCAAAACGUCAUCAUUGCUGCUGGGGCAAUGCUCGUCAUCUCCCUUUUGCUUAUUCCCAACCCUCUGUGUUGCGUGUGGGUGACUUUUGCUAUAGCUUCUGUUAUAGUUGGUGUUGCUGGUUUCAUGACCUUUUGGGACGUCAACCUUGAUUCCAUAUCCAUGAUCAACCUGGUCAUCUGUAUAGGGUUUUCAGUAGAUUUUUCUGCUCAUAUUUCCUAUGCCUUUGUUACGAGUGGAGAAUCAUCAGCCAAUAAAAGGGCAAUCGAAGCUCUGUCCAUCCUAGGUUACCCAGUGUUACAAGGUGCAGUUUCUACUAUAUUGGGAGUCUUUGUGCUGGCUUUUGCAAAAACCUACAUCUUUAGGACAUUUUUCAAGAUCUUGUUCCUUGUUAUUUUGUUUGGGGGUCUUCAUGGUCUUGUUUUUAUUCCAGUGUUUUUAACUUUUUUUGGAAACUUUGGCAGAUCGCUCCACAGUACCAAAUCUAAGAAACUAGAGCUUAUGUCUAGAAAUUCUAAAGAUUGUCUGUGACCAAGUUAAAUAUGAUAUAUAUAGAUUAAAAUGCAGUGACUUUCUGGGAAUAUAAGAAAUGAAGAAAAUGAAGGACAGAAAAAUAAAUACAACAGGGAAGCAAAACUUACGUAAAGCCAGCCAAGACAAAUAACAGAAGAAAUGAAAACGUACAGAAUGGAUUUGCAUUGCUCAUUUUUGUAUGUGCUUAACUAACACUUCAAUGUUGUUGAACCUUUUUCUGUGACUUUUUUACUGAAUGUAU
This is a messenger RNA of Calidris pugnax (ruff), 1845 nucleotides long. It is a transcript of the gene PTCHD3, whose product is annotated as patched domain containing 3. The annotation marks the transcript as partial. Lineage: Eukaryota; Metazoa; Chordata; Aves; Charadriiformes; Scolopacidae. The record is from RefSeq and is a predicted model, not a curated record. The transcript is spliced from 2 exons. Gene Ontology annotation, cellular component: membrane.